Daucus carota subsp. sativus is the source of this 3471-nucleotide messenger RNA. RefSeq names its product putative pentatricopeptide repeat-containing protein At1g74580. The record is from RefSeq and is a predicted model, not a curated record. The transcript is spliced from 3 exons. Bases 290 to 2608 code for a protein of 772 amino acids. Lineage: Eukaryota; Viridiplantae; Streptophyta; Magnoliopsida; Apiales; Apiaceae. Gene Ontology annotation, molecular function: protein binding.
ACCAUCUAUCCGACUUUAGCUCACUUCUCCCUUGCAGUGUCCACUUUUACGGUAGUUUCAGAACCCUAAAUUCCCUCCCAACACUUAAAUUCUUGAAAUUAAUCAAAUUGUGCUUUCUCAGCAACUCCAAACAUCCCAUUAUAUACAGGUACUUUAAUAUUAUCUUUCUGCAAUUUGCAUCUUUUUAUGGGACUUCUUGAAAUAUUGAUAAAUCAAGCUCUAACAUUUUUAAACCAUCAAGAUUUUGAAAUGGGUUGUCAAGAUUUCAUCUUUUAAGAUUAAUUUUGGAAUGAGUCGAGCUGUACUUCCCAAACAUGUAGCUGCUGUUGUAAAAUACCAAAAGGAUCCCAAAAGGGCACUUGAAAUGUUCAAUAUUGUGAAAAAUGAAGAUGGUUUUAAGCAUAAUUUGUUGACUUAUAAGAGCAUGAUUGAUAAGCUUGGAUAUCAUGGUGAAUUUGAGGCUAUGGAAGCAUUGUUAGAGGAGAUGAGGAUGAAUAUCGAUAAUGGUUUGUUUGAAGGAGUGUAUAUUAGUGCUAUGAAGCAUUAUGGGAAGAAAGGGAAGCUUCAAGAAGCGGUUGAUGUGUUUGAAAGAAUGGAUUUUUACAGUUGUGAGCCGUCUGUUCAGUCGUAUAAUACGAUUAUGAAUAUUCUUGUUGAACAUGGGUGUUAUAAUCAGGCUCAUAAAGUGUAUAUGAGGAUGAAAGAUAAAAGGGUUGUUCCGGAUGUGUAUAGUUUUACUAUUAGGAUAAAGUCGUUUUGUAGGACAAGCAGGCCUCAUGCUGCUUUGAGGUUGCUUAACAAUAUACCUACUCAAGGGUGUGAGGUGAAUGCAGUUGCGUAUUGUACAGUAGUCGGAGGAUUGUUUCAGGAGCAUUUUGAGUUAGAGGCAUUUGAUUUGUUUGAUGAAAUGCUUAGGCUAGGUAUUGUUCCUGAUAUUUUUACAUUUAAUAAGCUUCUGCACACACUUUGUAAGAAAGGGAAUGUCCGGGGAAGUGAAAGACUUCUUGAUAAGGUUUUUAAGAGAGGGGUGUCCCCAAAUUUGUUUACAUUUAAUAUAUUUGUUCAAGGCUUUAGCAGAAGAGGGCUCAUUCACGAGGCUUCUAGGAUCAUGGAUGGUGUGACCAAGGCAGGUUUAUGUCCUGACCUUGUAACAUACAAUACACUAAUAUGUGGUUUGUGCAAGAAUGGUAAAGUUGUUGAAGCAGAGUGCUAUUUGCAUCAAAUGGUGAAUAUGGGGUAUGAGCCUGAUGCUUUCACAUACAAUACAAUUAUCAGUGCUUAUUGCAAACUGAGCAGAGCAACAGAUGCAGAUAAAAUUCUGAAUGAUGCAAUGUACAAGGGCUUUAAGCCUGAUGAAUUCACGUACUGCUCUCUCAUUAAUGGAUAUUGCCAGGAGGGUGACAUAGAAAGGUCUGUAAACGUGUUUAAACAAGCUUUAGUGAAAGGCCUUCAGCCUACUAUUAUUAUUUACAACACACUAAUCAAAGGGUUGUCUCAACAAGGACUAAUCUUGCAAGCCUUGGAGCUGAUGACUGAGAUGCCAGAGAAGGGGUGUGACCCUAAUGUAUGGACUUAUAACCUAGUUAUAAAUGGGUUGUGCAAGAUGGGCUGUGUAUCUGAUGCUAGUAACCUCGUGAAUGAUGCUAUGGCCAAAGGGGUUCUUCCUGAUAUUUUCACCUUCAAUACUUUGAUAGAUGGUUACUGCAAACAGUUAAAGAUGAGCAAUGCAAUUGAGCUUGUUAACAGCAUGUGGGAGCAUGGUAUUGUGCCUGAUGUGAUUACAUAUAACACAGUGCUGAAUGGUCUCUGCAAGACUGGUAAAUCUGCUGAUGUGAUAGAAAUGUUUAACGCAAUGAUGGAGAAGGGAUUUGUUCCCAAUAUUAUCACAUACAACACGCUUAUUGAAAGCCUGUGUAAAGCUAGAAAUUUGGGAGGAGCUCUGGACUUGCUAAAGGACAUGGAAAGCAAUGGCCUGACGCCAGAUAUAAUAAGUUUUGGAACAUUGAUUAGUGGAUAUUCUGAGAAUGGGGAUUUAGAAGGGGCCUAUAAGCUUUUUCAAAGAAUAGAAAAACAAUAUAAGUUUUGUCAUACAGCAGCAACAUUUAAUAUCAUGAUAAAUGCAUUUUCUGAGAAGCUCAAAUUAGAUAUGGUGGAGAAGCUAUAUCAUGAGAUGAUUUCUAAGGGAUAUUCCCCUGACAAGUACACAUAUCGUUGUCUGAUUGAUGGAUUUUGCAAAGUAGGGAAUAUUGAUGUUGCGUACAGAUAUCUUCUCAAGAAUAUUGACGCCGGGUUCAUACCAUCGCUCACAACAUUUGGACGGGUAAUAAAUUGUCUGUGUGUAAAGAAUAGGGUACAUGAGGCAGUUGGUCUCAUCCGCACUAUGGUGAGCAUGGGCAUUGUCCCUGACGCUGUAAAUACAAUUUUUGAGGCAGAUAAAAGGGUAGUGGCAGCGCCUAAGAUUGUUGUGGAAGACCUAUUGAGGAAGAGUCAUAUAACUUAUUAUGCAUAUGAACUCCUACAUGAUGGCCUCAGAGAUAAAAAACAAAAAAUGGAAAAUGAUCCCAAUAAGGGUUCCAAAAAAAGGCGUACUACUUCAAAGAAAGCUUGAUUGCCAAAAUAGAGCAGUUAGACAUUCUACCGUUUGUCAUGGGGGAAUCCUAAUAGAUCUUGAUGCAGUCGGGCCAGGUAUAAGUCAAACUGCAGAUUCAUUUAUCCGAAGGACUGUUCAUGGCAUCAUAACGAUAGCCUACUAGGGGUUUUUUUGCCUUGCAGCGCCUGAAAUUGAUCAUAACAAAUUGCACUGUUAUCAUUUAUUGGGUAUCUUGUAUUGUUAUCUACUUGCAGUAAGAUGCCUUAUUACUUUCAAACCUAAAUACUGACUGUUGAUAGCUUCUUAUUGCGAAUUUGCAGUAUCUGAUAUUCCAUAAGUAGUUCGGUUGGGAGUUUACACGGAUGUCAUAACGUUUAUUACUUCUGAUGCAGUGGAAAGUGAAUUGAUACUCCACUUUACUGCUGCAUUUUUUAUGCAAGGCACCAAUUUUUCACCUGCUAGAUUGCUGUUAUACUUUUCCAAAAUAUUGGGUGCCAAGUGCAAUCUGCAAGGAAGCCGAAGCUGCUACCAAACUAAAGCAAUUUCAAUGAUAUCACUAUCACCGUCAUAAGUUUAGAAGUUGGCAUUUAAUUUCAGUGUGGGGGGUUAGUGGUGCUUAAGCUGUACUAGAGAUGGCCGCUGGAACAUGGAUGAUCUGUAUAUGCUUGUAACGAUUGCAACUACUGAAAUGCUGCCGAUCUUUGGGCUAUAUAUCAUUGCAGCACCAUCAUGUUUUUGUAGAUGUUGAAUGUUACAUGGGUGAAAUUUUCUUUAUGGUAAAUUCUUAUAUAAGAAAUAGGCUUCAGAUUCAGAGAAGCCUGUGUGUAUGUCCUUUGCUAAACUCUCUUUAAUAAAUUAUCCUACCAGUUUAUUUAUCAACA